CUAUAAUGUCAUCCGAAGAUCUUGGGAUAAGUAAUUUUCCGAAAUCUCCAAGAUUUUUCAAUCAUGGAACUAAUCUACCGGAUCUUAAAAACUACAAACAAACCAAAGACAAUAAACUAGUGAUAUUUAAUAAUCAAACUUCCAACUUGAAUCAUCAUCCUUUUAACUCAACUCAACAGAAGACCAAAGCAGUAUUCCCGGUUGAUUUUUUCCAUCUUCAAAACAGAAUCAUUGUGACUGAUAUUGCUGCUGAUGGGAAAGGAGUUGAGAAGGAAGAUGAAAAGGAGGAUGAAAAGGAAGAGGAGAAGGAAGAUGAGAAAGAAGAUGAGAAAGAAGAUGAGAAAGAAGAUGAAAUACCCGCAUUGAAGUUAGACCCAGAUGACUGCAAUGAUCCAAUAAAGAUCAUUGAAUCUUUCAAAGAAUUGGGUCAAAAGCAUGGGGCAAUAAAAUUAAUUCUCCCUGAAAACCUUGAAAAUCUAUUUCGUUAUAGUUUUCAGUUGAAUCCUGACUUUUUCAUGUUUCAAUCAAAUAAGCUUUUGAAUAAUCCUGGUCAUAAUGAGCUUGAAAAUAGAUUACUAUUUCACCAUGAACUUAUAAAAUUUCAUAUUCAAAACUUAAAGAAACAAAAAGAUAGAAAUAAACCAGAAACUGAUCAAAACGUACCUGCAAUUAACCAAAAUGGUAGCUUCUUACCUACGUAUCCAAUAUCGCAGUCUAAUGGAAACCUGCCUUUCCAAUCAAUCAUGUCUCCAGAAAGUACUCAAAUCAAUGGCUCACCAUCUUUUCAAGCAUCAGAGGCUUCCCCACAAGCUUUCAAAGAAUCAGACCCCAAGUCUGCAAAAAAUAAGCUUCCUCCGUUCUUGAAUAAACUACCAAUGAUUGACAAAAGACCAAUCGACCUUUACAGACUAUUUAGGUCUGUAGUUAUGAGAGGUGGCUACGCCGAAGUCGUUAAUAGAAAGUUAUGGGCCCAAAUCGGUAGAGAACUUGGUUACAAAGGUAAAAUCAUGACAAGUUUAAGUAGUUCUUUGAAAGCUUCAUAUUUUAGAAUCUUAUACCCUUUUGAAUGUCUGUUGGGCGAUGCAAAAUUUGGUUUGGCCGGGAUCCAAGAACCUAAAUCGGACACUAUACAAAAUGACAGCUUUAAUACAAAUGGUAAGCGUCUAUUGAAUGAAGAAAACAGCGAAACUCAUAAAUCCAAAAAAGCGAAACUUGAAAACAUCCCUUUGAUCCUAGGCUCCUCGAAAGAUUUCAAAAGAUCUAUUAAAUUGAAAUCAUCGAAAGGUAUUCUUUUAAAUAGCCCUCAUUUAAUUGAUGUCAAACAACCUAAUGUAUUUUCUUUCAAGAACAUAGAUGAAAAGCCUAUAGAAGACUCCAAAAAACCAGACAGUCGAAGAAAAGACCCGGAAGAACGUGUACAAUGUCCUAUAACCCCUCAGUCUCAGGUUAACCAUUUACUCAAGUCAUACUUGGAAAAUCAGUCUUGGUAUCAAGAUAAGUCGAGAUUAGAGUCAAAUGGAAAGCAAGGUUCAAACUACUCAUUAAGACAAUUCAUGGAAAAAGAUACGAAGUUUCAAGAAUUCCUACUAACACGCCAUAAAUCGUCCUUCGCUAAAAAUCCAAAUUUAUAUCAACGUACUUCUCAUAAUAAUACUCAUCAAAAUGGUAACUCACAUCAUCAUUUACAUGCCAGUAAUAACCAACACCAAUAUCAUCACCACCAACAACAUGGUAAUUCUCAUAAACAUAGUUCUCAUGAUUCUGCAGAGUCUUCCAUUCUAGAAAGGAAUGCGAUUGAUAUCAAAACUUUCGAAAAACUAUACUGGAAUUCAGUUUCAAGUAAGCAUAAGAUGGCUAAUUUGUCUGAUCUAUUGUCAAAUGAUGGAUUAGAAUUGGAAAAUGGAGUUGGAUUAACAAGCUUAAUCAAUGGGUCUGGAUUUGCUAAAAUUGGUGAUGACUUUCUUAACUAUAAAAACCAACUCACAACCUAUAGCUAUACCCAAACACAUAGUGUCUACAGUUUAGUGGGAAGUAUAAAUAAUUACGCUUCAAUAAAUCAGUCACCUCAACCAAGUCAAGAGCAAAUUAUUCACCAAAUAAAAAAUGACAACGGCCAUCAGCAUACCUCUCCUAACUGGAGUCAACAUAACCAAAGGACCGGUACCUCCAAUAAUUUUAUAUCUGCUCAGCAAGGCUCCCCAAUCAAUGAUAUUAAUCAACAGCAAACAUUUAUUUUCAAUAGUAAUGAAGUCUCAUAUCUAAACUCUCCAGAUUAUAUUUCAAAGUUGACUUACGCUUCUUUAAAUCCUUGGAACUUACAUAAUAUACCCGUAUUACCAAAUUCUUUAUUAGGUUCACUAUCAGAAAAUGAUAUUAAUAAUCAGGAUUUGGUUAACCCGGUAUUGAACAUUGGUAUGACCUUUAGUACAGAAAACUGGAAGUGUGAAGAUCAUUUUACACAACUAGCUAAUUAUCAAUUCUUUGGCAGUGAAAAAAAAUGGUACUUUAUUCCAGAGUCAGAGUUUGAAAGAUUUGAGGAAUUGAUAGAAGAAGUCAACCAGUCUAAUAAAAGCAGGGUCAAUUUGAAUACUGGAGACGAGAAUUGGAAUUAUGAUCAAUUGAUGGAUUUUUUCAAUAGUGAUCCAAAUAUUGGCAAUGUCGAAUAUGAAGCUUUGAUUAAUUCAUUAGAAAAUAUUAUAAACCCUUUCCCUGAAACCAGAGCAGCUCAUUCAAAUCCUCAUUUUCAAGCUUUCAUUGAUCAUAAAAAGCAAAACAAAAAGAUUUCUUUGAAUCAAGAUUUUAUGAUUUCACCUGAUCUAUUGAGGCAGAAGGGAAUUAAGUAUACUUCAACAGUUCAAAAACCAGGUGAAUUAGUCAUCAAGUUUCCCAAAACUUAUAGCUCUACGAUUUCUUUUGGCUUAAAUUUGAGUGAAGAGGUCAACUUUGCUACAAGCUCUUGGCUCGAUUAUGCUUUGGAAGGUGAAGGCUGGCUCGAAAAGCAAUCGGUAUUACCUAACUUUUCCACCUUCAGAUUAUUAACUAAUAUUGCUCAAAUCUAUGAUUCUGGUAAUUCGAACUACAUCCAUUUCAACUCUGAUGUUUAUGAAAAAGUCUUAACACUCUAUACUAAUAUUUAUAGUGAAGAACUACUGUUAAGAAAAAUCGUGAGAGACAAAGUUAUGAAUUUGAAAGAAAUUCUUAUCGAUGAAAAAAGUCAAGGAGAUGUGGAUAUUAUUUCGGAUGAUUCCCUAGCUAAUACCUUUCCUUCCAAAAUUGUUCUCAUUGAUUCUGAUACUCGUCAAAAUUUUAACUUGACUCUCAAAAGUUUUUUGGAAUAUUUAGAAAUCGAGACUUUGGCAAAAGAUAAAGUAAGCUCUUCUCAGAUUCCUCAAAUUAUUGGUAAUCCGUCUAUCAAAAUCGAGCUUCAUAUUUUCUACUCUGAUGAUAAGCUUAAAGGAUUUUAUAAGAUUUUGAGCAAUUAUGCUUCCGAUUACUGUCAAUGGAUGUCUUCUUACGAGGAGCUUAUGAAGUCAAACUCUGAAUUACCUUUAAAAAACUAUAAGCUCUUGCUAACAGAAGGAGAAAAAUUAUAUGCAACAAUUUCUUCAUCAAAUUAUUUAUCUCUACUUGAUUCAUCCUUUGUGGAUGACACCACUAAGACAGCUGAUUCUACCGAUGACAUUUUAAAGUUAAACAUUUUCAAAGGAUAUAUUGAAAAUUUGAGAUCAUUUGUUAAGACUUCCAAUGCAUUUAUUGAAGAAUGUCAAAAUAUUUUGGCAAUAAAACAUCAACAAAGGAUACGAAGCAAUAAUCCCUCAUCUUUUUCAAGUGAUAAUGAGACGAAAGCAAACCCGGAAACAUUGAAUAAAUUAAUAGAGCUUGUCAGUAAAAUUCCACAGUGCAAUUUUACUUGUCCUGAAUUUGAAAAGAUAAUCGAGUUCAAAAAUGAAAUUGAAAAUUUCGAUAGAGCAUGUAAACUACUCAUCGCUAAACUGAAUAAAAACAUAGAUGAAUUUGAUGAUUUGAUUAAUCUUGGUGAGUCCUUUGGAACAUCCUUGCCAAGUUUGAAUUUCAUAACAAGAAUCAGAAAUAUUUUGAAAUGGAAUGAGACUUAUGAAAUCAUAAUAUCUGGUGGUGAUCCGUUUAGCGAUAAAAAGUAUCACUUUACUUUGAGUCAUUUGAAGAGUUUUUUCGAAGAAGGUGUGAAAAAUUUGGGUAAAGAUUCGAUUGAUAAAGUACAAAAAAUUGAGCUACUCAUCAAGAACAGUGUGGAAUUUAUGAAGUCUUGCAGCGAGUUUUUAAAUGGAUUUUGCUAUGCUAAUCUUGUUGAUACAACCAAGCUUCAUUCUUUAAUCAAAGAGAUUGAGCGAAGAGUUCGAGCAGAAGGAAGUAAUCGAUUAUUUGUUGAUUUAGAAACUUAUGAUCGUAUGAUUCACUUGAGCAGUAAUACAGAUUUGAUUACAAAGUUCAAUGAAUUUGAAGACUCUUCCGUCGAAUCUAAGUUUCUUUACCAUGAAUUAAAACAAUUAAAGUCACUGAUCGACGAAUCUGACCUCAAGUUCGACACAUACAAGUUACUGCAUCAUUUAGCACUCACUGAAAAUUUGGUUAACGAUAUCUGGGCCCAAUUUAAGAAUUACCCGAUCAUCACUACUUUUGACAGACUGAAUAUUCCUAAAGAUGUUCACGAUGAAAUCAAUCCUCGAAACUCUUUAAACACUGACUUUAUCAAUUUUUUGCAAAUGAUUUUAUUAAAGAGUGAAUUCAACUUCGCAAUUGAUUCUGAUGUUUACGAAAAGUCUUCGUCUUAUGCUGUUCUUCAGGAGAACUUGAAUAGACAAACUGAAAUCAAACAAGAGCACAUUGUUGAGGCAAACCAUGAAGAGAAAGAACGCUUGCCCAUGAUUUAUUGCUUAUGCCGAGAAUAUGAAUACGGCACUAUGAUUGAAUGCGACCAAUGCAAUGAAUGGUACCACAAUGUAUGCGUUGGAGAACCCGAGGAUGAUCAAAGUGAUCCAAAUGCGUCAGAGGACGAUAGUUAUUCGUGCCCUAUAUGUAAGCUCAUUGAUUCAAACGAAACAAAGGACUCAUUCCUCAAAGGCCAAGCAAGUAUUGAAGAUCUAAUCAAAACCGUUGACCAUAUCAAGACAUUUAAAGUACAUCCUUCGAACGAGCUAACCAAGUUGAAUAAGCUUAUCGAUGAAAUGAAAAGCAAUGAAUCUUUAUUCAAGGAAAUCUUUAAUAAAAUCAAAGGAAGCUCAGUCUCUUUGAAAGAAAAAAUCAAUUGGCUUAAGUUCACCUUGAGAAAACUUUACGGUGCCCCCAUAUUGAUUGAAGAUUUGUUCAUCGCCUUAUUGGCGGACACCAGAGCGUUGUUAAAGCUAGAAAAUGAAUCCCAACUUGGUCCAGAAGAAUCCAAGCCAGUUAUCAAUGGGUCACCAAUUUUUGCAACCAGAAUCGAUAAACCUGAAGCAGAAAGACCCACUCCAAACGAACAACCCAUUCAUGAGUCGGCUCCCACAGCAGAACACUCUAACAAAGUAAUAACCAACCCUACCCCUGGCCUCCCCGAUGCAAACAUGGCCAUUAAACAAGAAUUUAACAACAGUUUCCAAGCAGACAGAAUAAAAAAUGACGAAAUCACACCAGUUUCGAACUCCUAAUUCAUCUACCCAUGUCUUUCUUGGGCAAACUGGCUCUUUCCUUCUCAUAUGUAUUAUUUCCACCUUUUCAACUACAUCAUUAACCUGUAUAAAUAGCAUUAAUAGAUUUGUAUAAAUACUAAUUUUCAG
Messenger RNA from Hyphopichia burtonii NRRL Y-1933, 5792 nucleotides. RefSeq lists its product as uncharacterized. Gene Ontology annotation, molecular function: DNA binding; histone demethylase activity. The transcript has a single exon. Gene Ontology annotation, cellular component: nucleus. The coding region runs from base 6 to 5663 and encodes 1885 amino acids. The record is from RefSeq and is a predicted model, not a curated record. Gene Ontology annotation, biological process: chromatin remodeling. Lineage: Eukaryota; Fungi; Ascomycota; Pichiomycetes; Serinales; Debaryomycetaceae.